GCUGCGCGCUCCUCCCAGGAAACCGAGCGCGAGCGGUUCCCUUUUUUAAUGCGUAGGCAGACGGGGCGCGGCCGGGCGCCGCUCAAAGCCGGUCAGGGCGCCCGCGCCGGCAUGUGAGCGAGUGCCUGAGUGGGCAGUGGCGGUGCUAACCCCUGAGCCCCGCGCCCCCACGGAGAGGGUUCCGGAAGCUUCACCGGUGCAGCUCGGCUCGGCGCGCGCGCGCGCGGGCGGGCAGAUGGCGGACUCCACGGCCAUGACUGUCGACUUCCUCCGCGCGCGGCUUCUCUCCGAGCGGUCGGUAUCGCGCGCCGCGAAGGAGCGCGCGGACGAGCUCGCCAAGAGGGUCGCGGAGCUGGAGGAGCAGGUCCGGGCGGUGACGGCGCAGAGGCGGCAGGCGGAGCGGGCGGCCGCCGAGGUCGUCGCCAUCCUGGAGUCCCAGGGCUUCGGCGGCCACCUCUCGGACGACGUGGCCGACGACUCGGACUCUGACCAGGACGGCGAGCGCCAGGAGGACGACGCCAAGGGCCGGGGCGACACGCCGAGCGCCCCGGGGGAGGAGGAGCCGGUGGCGGUGAAGGGCGAGGCGGAGGACGCUCUUUCCGGGACGGCCCAGCCUGGCGGGCUGUCGUGGAAAGGCCGCAGCGUGAGCCCGCGCAAGGCCACGCAGCUCAAGCACAAGCACGGGCGGCGCUACUUCUACCUGCUCUCCUCCUCCGAUUCCUCGCCCAAGUACCGCAUGGGGCAGUCGUGCCGCAAGAACAAGAGGCGGAUUGAGCUGAUGAGCAAUGGCAGCAGGUCGGCGGCACCGGAAGAUAACGGCGGUAGAGCGGGGAGUCAGAAGCGGAGGCAGGAUGGGUCGGAUUGCACGGAGGAUGGCCAGGCGGACAUGGGCGGCGAGGUGGGUGGAGAUGAGCGGAGUUCAGGGGACGGAGGAGGCGGCCAGUACGUGAUCAGGUACGAGAAGGAUGGGGAGAUGGAGAGGGUGCUGGAGAGGCAGGCCGAGCUGAUCGGGCAGUACGAGGAAGAGGAGAAAGCUCAAUGGGAGUGGGAGAAACAGUACAACGAGAACAGGAAUGCAAACAAGGUUGAUGUCGAGGUCAAGAAUAAGGCAUAUCAAACAGAUGCAGAGGCUAAUUCAAGUAAAAACGACCUCCCCAUCACCAUCAACCCCUCAGCUGAAUGUCUGCCAAACGGUUCCCUUUCAGAAUCUCCCCAAAACGCAUCACAAGAGAACGGUGCCCAGCGGCGUGAAGCAAGGGACGAGCCUGACAACGGUCGUGCGCAAACACCUUCCGUUUCAGCACAAGAAAGCUCCACCACAAGCACAGUCACUAAGCAAGAUCAAGACCGCGGAGACCUGAUCUCAGACGGCGAUUCAGGCUACAAUGCGAACACUAAGCACUACGCCAUCAAAGCACCAUCAGAGGGGAGCCCCUCGAGUGACACCCUCAACAGCAAGGUCUCCGACUGGAGCUCGUCACAGUUCCACGACAACACAGACAGCCAAGCUGACACACACCCGUAUCGACCGGCGUCAACAAACAUUGAGGAUAUUGAGAGUGUCCUGCAAGCGCUUCAACGUGCCAGGAUCUCUCUAAGCGCCAAGCUGAGCAAGCCAGUUCCUCCCAACCAGGUGACCUUGGCGCUCCCUGCACCAGGCGAUGAGCACAAAGAAUACGACGACACGCAGACCAUCGACGACAGCAGCAAUUCGUUCAGGGAAGAGCUCGGUACCUCAAGUCCAGCUCGUCAGGAGAUACUGGCUCUCCCGGCACCAGAGGAUUACCAUGAAAGGGUGGGUUUGCUUGUCCAUGACACCGGCAUUUCUGUCGCAGAAAGACUGAGCAGCUCAAGCCCUCGGCGAGAGGAGAUUUUGGCGCUCCCCGCGCCCGGAGACGAUUGCCGCAGAGAGAUCGAGGAUUACAGGAAUAUCCCUGUCGGCGCCCCUGGUUUGUUCCGGCUGCCAACAGACUCAUUUCCGGUGGACGAGAAAAUGUUCUCGGCAAGCAUUAGUUUUGGAACACCUGUUGCUGUUCAUGGCGCUGCGAGAUCAGCUCCGUCGGUUCCCGGAGAUGGGUCAGGGAUUCCAGCAAAGCAGCGCUAUGAUCUUCAGGCUCCUGCGCUUCUCUCGGUGCCUACUCCUGGUAGGUGCAACGUUCCAACCCCAGAUUUUACAGUUGGGAGUGCUCCUUUCCUUCCUGGGAUUCCAGGGCUCGAACAAGAUCUGAGGAGAGCAGGGCCUCUUGGGAACGCAGAUUUGUUCAUGCAACGUGGUAUCGCUUACACCAUAUCUAAUAAGUGGAUGUUGUAAGUUGUAACCAUACAUGCAUAUGUCCUCUUGUUGACGUCUUCACAUGUUAGCAUUUGUGUGGCUGUAGUUUGGUUAAGUGGUAUAGAAGUGUGUUCUGCAGUAAUGUAGUGUAGUGUAGUAUAGCAUACCACAACGCUUCUUUUUACGAGCAGAGAAGCACUGAGGAUUGUAGUAGUGGACAUCUCUGCAAAGGUUGUGGAAAGGUACUUGAGGUCAGCGACGAUAAAUUUGCCCCCCA
Molecule: messenger RNA, 2549 nt
Organism: Setaria italica (foxtail millet)
Lineage: Eukaryota; Viridiplantae; Streptophyta; Magnoliopsida; Poales; Poaceae
Exons: 4
Coding region: 236-2311 (691 amino acids)
Source: RefSeq, a predicted model, not a curated record